AUGGCUGCAUCGUUUCCUACGCGUCUCUUACGUCGUCAGAAACAAGAACACGAGACCCGACUGAUUGUCAAUUUACUUCAUGAAGACGAUGAUCAAUUUAAACGUUCUCAUGUAGAAAAUGCCCCUCAAGAUUCUAAAUCAGUAGGAUCAUCGAUUACGACGAAUAAUGUUCAGUCUCAAUCACAAGGUGCAUAUCAAUAUGACUAUCAAGCGCCAUUCACAGCACCUUCACUCAAACCUAAUUCCAAAUGGUUGAUUGUUCGUCGAAAUUUACAUCAGAUUCGAUUUAUGAGUUACAAUAAUAAUAAAGGAGAGGGUAAACUGCCAGACUUUUACUUAGAAUUACAAAUGAUACGUGAACUAAAACGAGCUUAA
Molecule: messenger RNA, 375 nt
Organism: Rotaria socialis
Lineage: Eukaryota; Metazoa; Rotifera; Eurotatoria; Philodinida; Philodinidae
Source: the annotation of a GenBank genome assembly